AUGUUCCUCAAGAAAAGACUGUCAUUAUGUCACUGCCCCCUGGAGGGAUCUGCCUAUGGAAAUUCGCAUACUAAGGUAAUUGCAUCUUGCCUUAAAACGAACCAGGCGGUAGAUGCUCUGAAGACAUCAGUCUAUGGGGCAGCUGAGAAAAUCCUUGGAUACACCCAGCGACGCCGCAGUAACUGGAUCAGCGGAAGAACCCUGCAGUUGUCUGCUCAGACGGCUCGAACCAGGUCUCGUAACGAUGACUACUUCCGCCAACUUCGGAAGAUGACGGCAAAAUCGGCCAGGGAUGACCGGAAACAAUAUUGGGCUGAAAUAGCGACAUCCAUGGAACAGGCCUCGAACGUUGGUGACACUCGAAAGCUCUAUCGUCUGAUCCGCCAAGUUAGCGGUAAGCCCUCUACACUGAGUGACUCUGUUCGCGAUGUGAACGGCGGCUUUCUUGCUGACAACUCGGCCAAAGUCGAGCGCUGGCGUGAGCACUUUGAGCACCAUCUCAACUUCGAUAUCCAACCUACAUCGCCCUUGUUCUCCUUCUCAGCGGAGUUUCUCCCCUCUCCUGCCUAUGCAGUGCCAUGCGAUCCCCCCUCCGAGGAAGAAGUCGCCGAUGCCAUACGAAAGUUGCGCAACAAUAAGGCACCCGGAGAGGACGGUAUACCCGCUGAAAUCUUUAAGUCUUGUGUCGACACUCUGGCGCCCUGGCUCCAUGAGGUGAUUGAACGAGCGUGGAGAGACGAGGUUGUUCCUGAUGACUGGGGCUUAGGCAUCCUUGUACCUAUCCUCAAGAAGGGAGAUAAGACGAGAUGCGAGAACUACCGCGGCAUAAGUCUCAUCGACGUUUCUGCGAAGAUCUUCGCUAUUGUCCUACUCAGGCGAUUCCAGGCUGUGCGUGACUCAAGGACGAGGCCCAACCAAGCCGGAUUUCGUGCUGGACGUGGAUGCGCAGAUCAGAUAUUCACACUGAGGCGCAUUCUCGAAUUUCGCCAUAGUUUCCAACAACCGACGGCCGUCUGCUUCGUUGACUUUGCCGCCGCGUUCGAUUCCGUUCACCGUGAGUCCCUGUGGCGGAUAAUGGCGCUAGAUGGUGUACCGGCCAAAAUCAUCGCCAUGAUCAAGGCCUCAGUGAAUCGCCCAUUCUGCUCAACUACGCUAUUGACUGGAUCCUCGGGAGGGCCCUACGCGACAGUGACGGUGUUGAAUUUGCACCCGGACAUCGACUGACCGAUCUCGACUAUGCCGAUGAUAUCGCCUUACUUGCGUCAAGUUUUGGUGAUCUGCAGUCUAUGGUGUCACGAGUGAACGAGGUCGCUAAAUCAGUCGGUUUGUCCAUAAACGGUGGGAAGACCAAAGUAUUCUCAUGCUGCAUCCCUGACCAGGAGAAGGCACCCCUGGGGAUUGAUGGCUGUCAACUUGAAGAGGUGGACAGUUUUAAAUACCUCGGGGCGCGGCUGCUGCCUAAUGGACAGAGUAAGAACGACAUUGUCUCCCGAAUCGAUGCUGCCCGCUGGGUUUUUUCAAGCCUUCGGAAAUGCCUGUGGAACCGACGUGACCUCUCCAUCGCCACUAAGAUUCGCGUGUACCGUGCAUCUGUCCGGUCUGUCCUUCUCUACGGUUGUGAAUGCUGGGCUUUGCGCGUGGCGGAUGAGCGAAAACUGGAGGUAUUUGACCACCACUGCUUGAGGAUCAUCCUUCGAGUGAAGUUAACCGACUUCGUCUCAAAUGAGAUAGUCCGCGCUCGCUGCGACAACAUCGCGAGGAUAACUCAGGCCAUCCAAGAAAGACGACUGAGGUGGUUCGGGCAUGUUCUUCGUCGUCCACCUCAGGAGCUCAGUGCUACUGCCCUCGAUCCGGCACCGUUGUCCCAUUGGAGGCGUCGAAGAGGGGGUCUGUUCAAAACCUGGCUCGACACUGUUCGUCAAGACAUGGAGGUGGUUCUUGGACCUUCGGUAUUCGGUCUCCGUCGUUGGCGAAGGGAAUGGGUUGAGCUGUCUAGAUCUGCUGCCGCGGAUCGUCACGCGUGGAGAGGUACAAUUCGGGACAUCAUCGAGGCCGGCUAG
Spirometra erinaceieuropaei is the source of this 2060-nucleotide messenger RNA. The record is from the annotation of a GenBank genome assembly. Lineage: Eukaryota; Metazoa; Platyhelminthes; Cestoda; Diphyllobothriidea; Diphyllobothriidae.